AUGCUACCGUACCUCUUUCCUGACCUUGGUGCCUUUCCCACAAUUGCUGACCUCAUUACGCACCUCCGCACUAGUGACACUCGCUACCGCGCUGCGCUUCCUGCUGAGUUCUGCGCCAACAACCCCCCCCCCAUGUACAUCACUCUCUACUACAUAGUCACCCGCCUCCCUGACUCCCUUCGCGUAGUCAGGGACCACAUCCUCUCAGUCUGUCCCACCACUCUCACUGUUGACCUCCUCGAGAAGGCCCUCUUAGCAGCGGAGAAGAGCAUAGUCGCUGUAGGAGCCUCUCGUGGUGACCCGCGCACCCCCAUCUUUAAGGGUCGGUCGGUGCGGCGUCUACCCCUAGCGGGAGACGCCGCCCUGGCAAGGGCAAGGGGGGCAGGGGCGCUGGAGGAGCUAGCGGGGGCGGUGGAGGCGGCGGUGGAGGCGGCGGAGGGGGUGGGGGUGGCGGUGGGGGUGGUGGCGGGGGUGGAGGUGUCGGUGGCGGCAGUGGAGGCGGAGGCGGCGGCGGCGGUGGCGGUGGGAGCGGAGGUGGCGGGGGUGGCGGCGGUAGAGGAGGCGGUGGCGGAGGAGGUGGAGCUGGUCGGGGUGGCGCUGCGCAAAGGGUCGGCUCCGGUGGUGCGGGGUGGGGGUACUGGUCCGUGCACCUACGUCCUCCGCACCGGCGACCGCACGGGUGAGCAGUGUGGGGGUGCGCACCCCACCCAGCGCUGCUUUGGCCACCUGACGGACGCUUGGCGUCAACAGUUUCCGGAGGCCACGGAGAUCCCCCGCUGGGGUGAGCUGUCUAGGGCGGGCGUAGCUAUCUUUGAUCUUGACUUUGAUGCUAUUCUUGCUGCCAUGUAUGCUGUGUCUAUUAGUGAUAAGGGUGACUGUUACAGGUGUUUCCCGCCCAACCCGGGCAUUGAGACUGCUGCUCUAGGUACUGGUGAGGCUGUUGCUCUAGGUGCUAGCGAGGCUGCUGCUCUAGGUGCUAGUGCGUCUGCUUCCUCAGGUACUGGUGAGUCCGCGCUCUCAGGUACCGAGUCGGCUUCGGCCUCCCUCACCUUCACCCUUGACUCGGGGGUGUCUCGAUCCUUCUUUCGAGACCGCACCACACUCACGCUGCUUGGUCGGCCAGUUGCAGUCUCUCUGGCAGACCCCUCUGGGGGUCCUGUCCUUGCUCACUUCUCCACUGUCCUCCCGUGUCCGGCGGCUCCCUCUGGCACCCUGUCUGGUCUUUACCUCCCCUCGUUCUCUACGAACUUGGUAGCUGCGUCGGCUCAGGUGUUUGGUGCAGCGUCCAGGUCUGGUCCUGAGUCUGCCCCCUGCUCGUGUCGCCUCCUGUCUCACGAGACUCUCCUUUGGCACCAACGCCUUGGUCACCCCUCCCUGCUUCGUCUCCGAGGCAUGGCCUCCCGUGUCCUUGUCUCUGGUCUUCCCCGGUCCCUCCCUCCCCUUCCUCCGGGGCCUGGCCGUACCUGCAUCCCUUGUGUCGAGGGGCGGCAGCGGGCUGCCCCUCACUCCUCUCAGUUUCCUCCGACGGAGGCCCCGCUGCAGACGCUUCACAUGGACGUGUGGGGCCCGGCCCGCGUUCGUGGGCAGGGUCACGAGCGCUACUUCCUGUUGGUGGUUGACGACUACUCGCGUUACACCACAGUCUUCCCCUUGCGCAGCAAGGGUGAUGUCACUGAGGUGUUGAUCCACUGGAUCCGCGCAGCUCGUCUCCAGCUCAGGCAGAGCUUCGGCUCGGACUUUCCUGUUCUGUGUUUGCACUCUGACAGAGGCAGAGAGUUCUCCUCUGGCCUUCUGCAAGCCUACUGUCGUGGACGAGGCAUCCGCCAGACCUUCACGCUUCCGGACUCUCCACAGCAAAAUGGGAUUGCUGAGCGCCGCAUUGGCAUAGUCAUGGACGUCGCUCGUACGUCCAUGAUGCAUGCGGCUGCCCCCCAUUUUCUGUGGCCGUUUGCGGUUCGGUACGCGGCGCAUCAGAUCAACCUUCACCCCAGGGUCUCCAUGCAGGAGACCUCCCAAUCCUUGCUGUGGACGGGGAAGGUUGGCGAUGCGUCUGCGUUCCGUGUCUGGGGAUCUCGGGCGUUUGUCCGCGACUUGUCUGCGGACAAGCUGUCCCCUCGUGCUGCUCCCUGCGUCUUCCUGGAUUUCCCCCCUAACGCGCCAGGGUGGCAGUUCUACCACCCCACCUCUCGCCGUGUUCUGUCCUCCCAGGACGUCACAUUUGACGAGUCGGUCCCCUACUACCGCCUCUUCCCCUACCGCACUCCGUCCCUCCCCCCGCCGCCGCUCUUCCUUGUACAAGGUCCCCCUCCGGUAGACCCCCUCCCCCCUCAGGGUCCGUCCCCUUCAGGUGUGUCCCAUGUAGACGCAGUCGAGCCCGUCGAGGUCACUGGUGACUCUGGUGCUGCUGAGGGUGCUGAGCCUGGGGGUGCUGACUAUGGGGGUCGUGUGCGUGUGUGUGCUACACCUGGGGGUACUGAGAUCGGGGGUGCUACGACUGGGGGUACUGAGACUUGGGGUGCUGAGACAAGGGGUGCUGGGCCUGGGGGUGCUGAGCCUGGGGGUACUACGCCUGGGGGUGCUGAGCCUGGGGGUGCUACGACUGGAGGUACUGAGCCUGAGGGAGUUGGGCCUGCUUGUGAGGCGUCCGGCGGUGCUGGGCCUGGAGGUUCUCCGGGUGCUUCGCGUACUGCUGGAGCUGAGGUUUCUUCGGCUGCUGAGGGUGCUGGUGCUGCCGGUCUCGGAGGUGCUCCUACGGGAAGUACUGGAGCUGCUGGGCCGGCGGGUGCGUCUCGAGCUGGAGCUGCUCCGGGUGUUGGCGCUGAGGCUACUACUGUCGGUCCUGGUGGCAGUGCUGCUGGAGUUACUGGAGCUGGAGGUGCUGCUGGAGCUGGUGCUGCCGCUGCGGGUGCUGGUGCUGUCCCUGCCGUGUCUGGAGUCGCCGCGCGGCCUCGGCCGUACUUCGUUCCGCUCCUUCAGCAGGUUCUUGGUCUCCCGCCUUCUACUGGUCCUCCUCCUCCCUUAGAGUGUCCACAGCCUGUCCAGUCACGGUUACGGUUACAGAUGGCCUCCCCGCUGCCUGCUCCUUCUCCCUACACUGGUCCUACUGGAGGUCUUGCUGAGCGUCGUGAGCCUGCGUCUCACCCUACGUCGCUUGUCCGUCCUGCUCACGCUAGUGGUCGUAGUUCCCGUGAGCGUCCUCCUCCUGUCCCUAGCACGCACCGGAUGUCUCUGCGUCCGUCCACUGCUCCUCUGCGUGCCCCGUUGCCUUCUCCUCCUGAGUCCUCUCUUCCUGCUCUUGCCGACCAUUUGUCGGACUCUCUUCGUGCUGCCAGUCCUACUGUUACGCGUCUCCUUGCUACUAUUGUCACUGGCCCUUCUUUUGAGUCCACUGCUGCGUCUGCCCUAGUUGCUAAGCUCGUCGACUUUGUUGCUCACUGUCGUCUAGACUACGCUGCUAGUCUUGUCGCUGAGUCUGAGUGUGUCUGUCCUCCGUCCGUCGGGGGUGAGUGUGCCCUUGGCACGGACGUCCUUGAGGACAGGCAGGAGGAGUUCUAG
Molecule: messenger RNA, 3555 nt
Organism: Closterium sp. NIES-65
Lineage: Eukaryota; Viridiplantae; Streptophyta; Zygnematophyceae; Desmidiales; Closteriaceae
Source: the annotation of a GenBank genome assembly